Messenger RNA from Trachemys scripta elegans, 1718 nucleotides. RefSeq names its product trafficking protein particle complex 13 (gene TRAPPC13). NCBI's taxonomy places the organism in Eukaryota, Metazoa, Chordata, Testudines, Emydidae. The transcript has 14 exons. Gene Ontology annotation, cellular component: TRAPPIII protein complex. The coding region runs from base 18 to 1493 and encodes 491 amino acids. The record is from RefSeq and is a predicted model, not a curated record.
CCCUAGAAGACUACACCAUGGGUCCCUCUUCGUCCAGAUCGUCCGUGAGCAGCUGGGAUCAAGGGGAGCAGUGCAUGCUGGGGCCUGUAGUUUCUUCACGGUCCUGCAUAGUCCCAGAUGGCGCGUUGCAUGCCGGGAAACGCACCUCCGGGUUUUCUGGGACCCGGCAGCUUGGCUCGGGCUGCUUGUGGACCUUUAUCGUGGCGGCGAAGGCCCAGAGAGGGGAGGCCGAGGCAAUGGAUGUGAAUCAGCCGAAGCAAGAGCAUCUGCUAGCCCUGAAAGUGAUGAGGUUAACCAAACCUACGUUAUUCACCAAUAUUCCAGUGACUUGUGAAGAGAGAGACUUGCCAGGAGAUCUGUUGAAUCAACUCAUGAAAGAUGACCCUUCCACUGUAAAAGGAGCAGAAACUUUAAUGCUAGGAGAAAUGUUGACUUUGCCUCAGAACUUUGGAAAUAUAUUUCUGGGAGAGACCUUUUCCAGUUACAUUAGCGUACAUAAUGACAGUAACCAAGUUGUCAAGGAUAUAUUGGUAAAGGCUGAUCUUCAGACAAGUUCUCAGCGAUUAAAUCUUUCAGCUUCCAGUGCUGCAGUGGCAGAACUUAAAUCUGACUGUUGCAUUGAUGAUGUUAUUCACCAUGAAGUAAAGGAAAUAGGAACACACAUCUUAGUAUGUGCAGUAAGUUAUACUACACAGACAGGAGAGAAGAUGUACUUCAGGAAGUUCUUCAAAUUCCAGGUUCUCAAACCACUAGAUGUGAAAACAAAGUUCUAUAAUGCUGAGAGUGACCUCAGUUCUGUGACAGAUGAAGUAUUUCUGGAAGCUCAGAUUCAGAAUAUUACAACCUCUCCGAUGUUUAUGGAGAAGGUUUCAUUAGAGCCAUCUAUUAUGUACAACGUAGCAGAACUAAAUACUGUCAACAAAGCUGGGGAAAGUGUCUCUACAUUUGGUUCAAGGACGUAUUUACAACCUAUGGAUACUCGUCAGUAUUUAUACUGCCUAAAACCCAAGCAGGAAUUUGCAGAGAAAGCUGGAGUGAUUAAAGGUGUAACAGUAAUUGGAAAACUAGACAUCGUAUGGAAAACAAAUUUAGGUGAACGGGGAAGGUUGCAGACCAGCCAGCUCCAAAGAAUGGCCCCAGGCUAUGGUGAUGUAAGACUUUCUUUGGAGACAAUACCAGAUACUGUAAAUCUGGAAGAGCCUUUUGACAUUACGUGUAAAAUAACAAAUUGCAGCAGUGAAAGAACUAUGGAUCUGGUUUUGGAAAUGUGCAAUACUAAUUCCAUCCACUGGUGUGGAGUUUCAGCAAGACAGCUUGGAAAGCUACACCCCAGUUCAUCCCUCCAUCUUGCACUUACACUAUUGUCUUCAGUACAGGGACUACAAAGUGUGUCUGGCUUAAGACUAAUGGACACGUUUUUGAAGAGAACAUACGAAUAUGAUGAUAUUGCACAAGUCUGUGUAAUUUCUUCAAAAGUAAAAGAAGAACAUUGAAGAAAAAUCCUUUUAACAUUUCCCCUGGGGUUUUUUGGACCAACUUCCUAAAUUUUACAUCUGACUGAUGGCAAAAUCAUGUUUAAAACAUCUGCAAACAAUAUAAAUAUGUUUAUUUAUUUGUGUCUUCUGUGAGUAUUUUUGGAAUGUUUUAAAAAUGUUUUAAAGAGAUAACUACACAUAUUUUAUCUAUUAUUUGAAAGUAAAAUCUUUAAAGUCUGAAAA